GCCCUGACUGUGGCUGAUAGCUGAAAGUUACUCUGUGAUUUCAAAUACUUCUCAAUUUUUCAACGAUCUUUUUCUAUUUCAUUGUUUAAUUUAUUUGCUUUCAAUAACUACUAAGGUUUAAUUCAAUUAAUUACUAUGGGAGACUCGCUGUUUGAUAUCUUCGGUGACCAUAUCACGAGGCAAACUGUGAAAAAUGUCUCGCGCCAACCGUUAUCGAACGUCGAGAACAUGGGCAAAACGAGUUCGAGCGGUCCCUACAAGCCUAACGAGCCAGCGAAACCGUCACAAAAGAAAGGAGAAGUGAAAAAGUCGUUUCUUUCAAACACUGGCAAAGCCUUUCAGAGCACCCCUCUGCGCCAGGCGUUCACCCCGCGCGCGGUCAACGUCGGGUCCAUGAUCUACAGCGACGCCGGCGAACAGGAAACCCAAGAUAUCAACCUUGAGGAGCUGGAGUUCACAAAACCUUCAUAUAAAUUAGAUAACUACCACACUGAUAUAUUUGACUACUGGGCGGCCCCACUGCCCCCACAGCUGGAGUCUCCGGCACCGAGGACCCCGAGCCCAGCGGGCAGGAGACACAGCCUGGAGUUCAACUGCUCAUACCAGGAUGAGUUCUUCACAGAUGAGUUUUCCAAUGAUGCUUUUCCUGAUUCUGAAGAUGACCUGCCACCAUUGUACUGAAGUCAUAGGACGCGAUUUCUGACUGACAUAGUUUGUAAGAGUUGUGUGAAAGUUGGUUCAUACAAUGUUAUGUGAUAAACCCAUAAUCUUUCAUGCUGUAUAUAUGUAUGAAAUGUUUUAAAUUUUAUGAUAUUUAGAUUUGUGCAUUCUCUUUAAAAUGAUUAUGAUAAAUAAAUAACUUGAUUUUUAAUA
Messenger RNA from Plutella xylostella (diamondback moth), 873 nucleotides. RefSeq lists its product as uncharacterized. NCBI's taxonomy places the organism in Eukaryota, Metazoa, Arthropoda, Insecta, Lepidoptera, Plutellidae. The record is from RefSeq and is a predicted model, not a curated record.